Molecule: messenger RNA, 657 nt
Organism: Ambispora gerdemannii
Lineage: Eukaryota; Fungi; Glomeromycota; Glomeromycetes; Archaeosporales; Ambisporaceae
Source: the annotation of a GenBank genome assembly
AUGCAAUCUCAUACUAUCCUUCCUCCAAUCAAAUUUCUACUUGACUCGCCGAAUCACGAGAGUAGUAAUAAUGCUGCUGUUGACUAUUUGAGUGCUUUACCGCAAAGUAAUCGUCAAUCUUUCUCUUCUGCAUCUUCACCCCCAAUCACACCUUUAUCCUCAUCUUUCCGUCUUCCUUCGAUGAGUCAUCAAAAUAAACCAACAACAACAACCGCAAUGAGUUUAAGUGAAAUUGCAAAUGGACAAAACAUUAGUACACUCCUUUCACCUCCUAAAUCACCUGAAACAUCACCAACUACUACUUACUUUGAUCACUAUGGUGCACACAUUGCACCAGUAAAACGUAUGUCUGCUUCGAAAUCAUUAAUUGAUGACCAAUCAUCUUCCUCAAAUGCAAAUAGAUAUCAGUGUCCGUAUUGCUCAAAACGAUUUUCACGACCAAGUUCAUUGCGCAUUCACACAUAUUCACAUACCGGUGAGAAACCAUUCAUGUGCACAGAACCUGGCUGUGGACGUAAAUUCUCAGUGCAGAGUAAUAUGAGAAGACAUUUGAGAGUCCAUCGAUUGGGUCGUCCAGUAAAAAAAGUAAGAUAUGACGGUGAGGUCGAAGGUGUCAAAGUGCAUCUGAAUCCGGCUGCAGUAUCACGGACAUGUUGA